This is a messenger RNA of Aspergillus candidus, 1179 nucleotides long. RefSeq names its product CDC50/LEM3 family protein. The transcript is spliced from 6 exons. Bases 1 to 1179 code for a protein of 392 amino acids. Gene Ontology annotation, cellular component: plasma membrane; Golgi apparatus; endoplasmic reticulum. The record is from RefSeq and is a predicted model, not a curated record. Lineage: Eukaryota; Fungi; Ascomycota; Eurotiomycetes; Eurotiales; Aspergillaceae.
AUGUCGCGAGCAGAUGUUUCCCGCACAGAGUCCUCGGGCGAACAAGACCCUAGGGGCGAUAUUGAAACCGACAAGAAAUCCAAAAGCAGGAGACCAGCAAACACCGCUUUUCGACAGCAACGUUUGAAAGCAUGGCAGCCUAUCCUGACCCCGAAGAGUGUAUUGCCGCUUUUUUUUGCUGUUGGUGUUAUAUUCGCUCCCAUCGGAGGCCUGCUUUUAUGGGCGAGCUCUCAAGUUCAAGAGAUUAUCAUAGAUUACUCCGAAUGUCACAAAGCGAGUGAUCAUCCCGUUGACAUCUCCAAUAAAGUCACUUCCACCUUUACCAUGGACAACCGCCCGACAUGGCAGUAUAACGGUUCAGUUUGCACACUGCUUUUCGAGAUUCCAGAGAACAUGGGUCCUCCUGUUUACAUGUACUACCGUCUCACGAAUUUCUACCAGAAUCAUCGGAGAUACGUCAAAUCCUUGGAUAUAGAGCAACUCAAAGGAAAGGCGGUCGACGCCAAAACUAUUGACAGUGGCUCAUGCGAUCCUCUCAAACUUGACCCGAGCGGCAAACCAUACUAUCCAUGUGGGCUUAUCGCAAACUCUCAAUUCAAUGAUAUAAUUAGCAGCCCCGUGCGGCUGAGUUCCCUCGACCCCGAAACGUACCAGAUGACCAAUAAGGGGAUUGCCUGGGAUAGCGAUAGAGAGCUUAUAAAGAAAACACAGUACAAGCCUGGACAGGUUGUUCCACCCCCGAAUUGGGAGAAACGCUUUCCAAAGAAAUAUGUUGAUGCUAUCCCCGACCUUCAUGACGAUGAAGAGUUCAUGGUUUGGAUGCGAACUGCAGCGCUUCCUGAUUUCAGCAAGCUCUCUCGAAAAAAUGACGACACACCCAUGCGAGCAGGGACCUAUCAGCUGAACAUCACGCACAACUUUCCUGUCACAGAUUAUGGCGGCACGAAAUCAAUCCUUCUAACUACGCGCACAGUCAUGGGGGGGCGAAAUCCUUUCAUGGGGAUUGCCUAUGUUGUUGUUGGUGGAUUUUGCGUUCUACUUGGGGCCCUCUUCACUGUUGCUCAUUUAGUACGGCCCAGAAAACUCGGCGACCACACUUACUUGACAUGGAAUGCUGAGCCGGAAGGCGCCGCUGUUGCGACAGGAAGAGAUACCAGGUAUGGGUCACAAGCGCCUUGA